GUCGCCUGUAAUGCUCUUAUAGACAUCAGGUGCUUCUAUCUAACGUCAUGUCCAUGAACCUUGGUGCAGCAAAAAGGGGCAAGCCAAAAAUUCGACCGCCGAAGAAACCAGACCCUCAGACUUCCAUCAAGGAGACCUGGAUCAAGCUUGCAAACGCUAUCAGAGAGAUUCAAAAUCACAAUGCCUCCAAGCUCAGCUUUGAGGAACAUUACCGCUAUGCCUACAAUAUGGUCCUCUUCAAAAAUGGAGACCAACUGUACGCCGGAGUCAAAGGACUCAUCUCGGAGCACUUGGAAAAGCUAGCAGAGGACAAAAUAGUUCCUACUUUUCCCAGAAGCUCUGGAACUUCGGGUACUGGGAAAAGGCGUAGUGGGGCCGAAGCUGUUGAAAGUGCCAUGGAAGGGGAUAGGUUCUUGAAAGCCGUGAAGACUGUUUGGGAAGAUCAUACAGGGAGUAUGCGGAAACUUAAAGAUGUUUUGAAAUAUAUGGACAAGGUAUAUACCCCAGCGGCUGGUGUUCCUCAGAUAUACGAUGUCGGUCUGACCUUAUUCCUUCAACAUAUCGUCCGAUCCUUAAGACAUUCGAUUCACACUCAUCUGAUCGCCACUCUCUUAUCCCAGAUACAGCUGGAGCGAGAUGGCGAGAUUAUCACCCGAUCCACCGUCCGGGACUGUAUCGACAUCCUACUUCGCUUGACUUUAUCGGAGAGGGAAGGAGGCAAGAGUGUCUAUUCAACCGAUUUUGAACCUGAAUUCCUACGCAACAGCGCGGAUUAUUACCGUGCUGAAGCUCUGGAGAUCAUUGAAAGAGGCGAUGCUUCCCGUUACCUCCAAAACGUCGAGAGAAGAUUGUCAGAAGAGACCGACCGAACGGCUCAUUACCUUUCCAGCCUUACACAUUCUCAAUUACAUUCUCUCUUGGUAGAACACCUCCUCACUCCUCACCUAUCCACCAUUCUCAGCAUGCCGGGCUCCGGUCUCGUUUCAAUGAUCGAACACGAUCGAGUCUCAGAUCUUCGUCGUCUGUACACUCUCUUCCUUCACGUACCCAAGGAUGCCGGACGAAUCGCUCUUCGGCUGGCUCUCAGAGCCGAUGCCGAGGAUAGAGGAAGGACCAUCAACGAGAACUCUGCGUUGUCAGAGAGUGGGUCCGCAGGCCCCGCCGAGGAGCAGACUAUGGACGUUGAUCCAGAUGACGUCAAAGGCAAGGGGAAAGCUAAGUCUCAAGUGGUGUCCGGAGGCAACGCUCUGUUGGCGGCUUUGAAAUGGGUGCAAGAUAGUGUGGAUCUCAAGGACAGGUUUGAUCGUUUACUCGACGAGGCAUUUGGAGGAGACAAAAGUCUCCAGAUGUCGAUCAAUGAAGCUUUUCAAAGUUUUAUCAACGCCAACCCAAGGAGUCCAGAGUAUCUGUCACUUUACAUCGACGAACAUCUCAAAAAGGGCACCAAAACGAAAUCCGAAGAUGAGAUCGAAGCGGCUCUGGAUAAGACAACAACCCUCUUUAGAUUCCUCCAGGACAAAGACAAGUUCGAAAGAUAUUACAAGAUUCACCUGGCCAGAAGACUGUUAUACGGUCGGAGUGUUUCGGACGAUGCAGAAAAGGGCAUGGUCGCCAAACUGAAAGUGGAAAUGGGCUUUCAAUUCACCCAGAAGCUGGAAGGCAUGUUUACCGACAUGCGACUGUCAACAGACUCUGCGCAUCUUUUCCAACAGUUCACACAACGACAUCAAAUCCCGUUUUCCCUGUCCGUGAAUGUCCUCACUGCAUCCUAUUGGCCUCCCACCAUAGUCUCUGCCUCAACGUGCACCUUUGGUCCUUUACUCUCUUCCGGUCAAGAUACUUUCGAGAAAUACUACGCUGGAAGACAUUCCGGCCGUAGAUUAGUAUGGCAAGGUGGUUUAGGAACGGCAGAUGUCAGGGUUCGGUUCAAAGCCAGAAGCCAUGAUUUGAACGUGUCCACUCAGGCGUUGGUGGUGUUGCUGUUAUUUGAGAAUGUCCCAACAGAUGAGUCGUUGGCAUACACCGAAAUACAAUCGUCUACGAAUCUACCAGAUGCCGACCUUCGUAGGACACUGCAAUCUUUGGCGUGCGGCAAAUUCCGAGUAUUGACGAAAACACCUAAAGGGAGAGAAGUCGAUUCUACCGAUGUUUUCAGCUUCAACGAAGGUUUCACCAGUAAUCUUGCAAGGAUCAAAAUUAUGCAAGUCGCGAAUAAGGUAGAGAGCAACAAAGAGAGAGAAGAGACUCAAGAACAGGUGGCAGAGGAGAGGAAACAUCAGAUUGAAGCAUGUAUCGUGAGAAUCAUGAAGAAUAGAAAGAUGAUGUCACAUAACGACCUCGUUUCUGAAGUCGCGCACCAGCUCAGUUCACGUUUCAAUCCACCUCUCAACUUGGUGAAGAAACGGAUAGAAGGGCUUAUCGACCGUGAAUAUUUGGAGAGGACAGGGGAUAUGGCAACUUACAAGUAUUUGGCAUGA
This is a messenger RNA of Tremella mesenterica DSM 1558, 2477 nucleotides long. RefSeq lists its product as uncharacterized. The record is from RefSeq and is a predicted model, not a curated record. The coding region runs from base 48 to 2477 and encodes 809 amino acids. Gene Ontology annotation, biological process: protein ubiquitination; ubiquitin-dependent protein catabolic process. Gene Ontology annotation, cellular component: Cul3-RING ubiquitin ligase complex. Gene Ontology annotation, molecular function: ubiquitin protein ligase binding. The transcript has 12 exons. Lineage: Eukaryota; Fungi; Basidiomycota; Tremellomycetes; Tremellales; Tremellaceae.